CUUUACGUGUUGGCAGUGUGCUUCCUGUAGCCAUCAGCAGCCCGCCCUGGGGAGGGACUAGACUAGCACAGCUUUUGUGAUAAGGCCAUCCCGGGCUGUCCUGAAGGAGGCAACUGAGCAGGACAAGGCAGCCUCAGGCCAGGGGUGACGGGUGCUCCACACCACCUGCAACUUGAGCCCCUUGCAGGCCAGGCACCCCAUCAGAUCCCAGCGUCUGCUCACCUCGCCUCAACAGAAGCAGCCGCAGCCAUGGCGGGAAUGAAGACAGCCUCUGGGGACUAUAUCGACUCAUCCUGGGAGCUGCGGGUGUUUGUGGGCGAGGAGGACCCUGAGGCCCAGUCUGUCACCCUCCGAGUCACAGGAGAGUCGCACAUUGGUGGGGUGCUUCUGAAGAUCGUGGAGGAGAUCAAUCGCAAGCAGGACUGGUCUGACCAUGCCAUUUGGUGGGAGCAGAAGAAACAGUGGCUGCUGCAGACACACUGGACACUGGACAAGUAUGGGAUCCUGGCAGAUGCCCGCCUUUUCUUUGGGCCACAGCACCGACCCGUCAUCCUGCGACUACCCAACCGUCGUGUGCUGCGUCUGCGUGCCAGCUUCUCCAAGCCCCUCUUCCAGGCUGUAGCUGCCAUCUGCCGCCUCCUCAGUAUCAGGCACCCCGAGGAGCUGUCCCUGCUUCGCGCUCCAGAAAAGAAGGAGAAGAAGAAGAAGGAGAAGGAGCCUGAGGAGGAGGUGCAUGACCUGACCAAGGUUGUCCUAGCUGGGGGUGUGGCACCCACCUUAUUCCGAGGCAUGCCAGCACACUUCUCGGACAGUGCCCAGACUGAGGCUUGUUACCACAUGCUGAGCCGGCCACAGCCACCACCUGACCCUCUCCUCCUCCAGCGCCUGCCGAGGCCCAGCUCCCUGUCUGACAAGACCCAGCUCCACAGCAGGUGGCUGGAUUCCUCACGGUGCCUCAUGCAGCAAGGUGUCAAGGCCGGGGACGUGCUUUGGCUGCGAUUUAAGUACUAUAGCUUCUUUGACCUGGAUCCCAAGACAGACCCAGUCCGGCUGACCCAGCUGUAUGAACAAGCCCGUUGGGACUUGCUGACAGAGGAGAUUGACUGCACUGAAGAGGAGAUGAUGGUGUUCGCUGCCCUGCAGUACCACAUCAACAAAUUGUCCCUGAGUGGGGAUGUGGGGGAGCCGGCCUCUGGGGACCUGGGGUUGGAUGACCUGGAUGCAGCCCUGAACAACCUGGAGGUGAAGCUGAAGGGGUCGGCACCCUCAGACAUGCUGGAUAGCCUCACCACCAUCCCGGAACUCAAGGACCACCUCCGAAUCUUCAGGUUAAGUGUGGGGGGAGAGAGGGGAUUAAAGGGAAGGCAAGGGGGCCGUGGCUCACAAUUUCCUACUCCCUGCAGGCCCCGGAAGCUGACCCUGAAGGGCUACCGCCAGCACUGGGUGGUUUUCAAGGACACCACCCUCUCCUACUACAAGAGCCAGGACGAAUCACCCGGGGACCCUAUCCAGCAGCUGAAUCUCAAGGGCUGUGAGGUGGUCCCUGAUGUCAAUGUCUCUGGCCAGAAGUUCUGUAUCAAACUCCUGGUGCCCUCACCGGAGGGCAUGAGUGAGAUCUACCUGCGCUGCCAGGAUGAACAGCAGUAUGCGCAGUGGAUGGCUGCCUGCAGAUUGGCCUCCAAGGGCCGUACUAUGGCGGACAGCAGCUAUGCCAGUGAGGUGCAAGCCAUUCUGGCCUUCCUUAGCCUGCAGCGGGCCGGUGGUGGCAGCGGAGGCUCAGGAACCCCCCAGGGCCCUGAAGCCUCUGCCGAGGGCCUUAACCCCUAUGGCCUGGUGGCUCCCCGUUUCCAGCGAAAGUUCAAGGCCAAGCAGCUCACCCCACGGAUCCUGGAAGCUCACCAAAAUGUGGCCCAACUCUCGCUGAUCGAGGCCCAGCUGCGCUUCAUCCAGGCCUGGCAAUCCCUGCCCGACUUCGGCAUCUCCUAUGUGAUGGUCAGGUUCAAGGGCAGCAGGAAAGAUGAGAUCUUGGGCAUUGCCAACAACCGACUGAUCCGCAUUGACCUGGCCGUGGGCGAUGUGGUCAAGACUUGGCGCUUCAGCAACAUGCGUCAGUGGAAUGUCAACUGGGACAUUCGGCAGGUGGCCAUUGAAUUUGAUGAGCACAUCAAUGUGGCCUUCAGCUGUGUGUCCGCCAGCUGCCGUAUCGUGCACGAGUACAUCGGGGGCUACAUUUUCCUGUCUACUCGAGAGCGGGCUCGCGGGGAGGAGCUGGACGAGGACCUAUUCCUGCAGCUUACGGGUGGCCAUGAGGCCUUCUGAGGGCAGCCAGGCUGCCCCUGCUCCACUUAGCGCCUCCAGGGAUCCUCACAAGCCCGCAUGCUCCUGAACUCACUGCUCCACCACGCCACACACGCACCUGCUGUUGCCGGCAGGCCAAGGCCCUUGGAUGGGGUAGAUGCUGCCACCACCCAGCCUAGGGAUGGUAGGCUCUGAGCCACACAGUGCCCCUCCUCUUGCCCUGUUGGCAGAAGCUCACACCCAUACCUAUAUGUAGUCCCGAAGCACGUGAGGAGGUCCAGAUAUGGAUAAGGAACAAGGAAUCAUUCUUUCAAACUGGAUUUUCUUUCUGUGACUGUUUUCAGAGUCAUUUUGUUUUUGUUUUUUAAUAAAUAAAUAUUUUAUUGUUGGAUCUUU
Molecule: messenger RNA, 2694 nt
Organism: Arvicola amphibius (Eurasian water vole)
Lineage: Eukaryota; Metazoa; Chordata; Mammalia; Rodentia; Cricetidae
Gene: Fermt3
Product: FERM domain containing kindlin 3
Exons: 14
Coding region: 250-2319 (689 amino acids)
Biological process (GO): platelet aggregation; cell-matrix adhesion; integrin-mediated signaling pathway
Cellular component (GO): cell-substrate junction
Molecular function (GO): integrin binding
Source: RefSeq, a predicted model, not a curated record